AGGCGUCCGCAUGGCUGCUGGUCGCCGCGGCGGUGGCCCUGCCCGACCUGGUCGCCGGGGUGGGGACGCGCGGCGCCCUGGCCACGGACGCGGAGUCGCGCGAGGCCGGCCUCCACGACCAGAUGCGCGACAUGAUGGCCGACGACGACGACGACGACUACGACAACGUCGCGCCGGGCGGCCCGCGGCGUGGCGCGAGGCUCCUGCAGGUCGGGAGCGGCGCCCGCGCGGAGGAGGUCGCGGGCCUGCGCGACUCGGCGGCGGCGCUGUCCGCGGCGCUGGGCCCGCAGUGGAACGGCGACCGGCUCGAGGCUGACGCCAAGCAGAAGACCGACGCGCUGCUCCAGGGGAUUGCAGGUCACAAGGCGUUCGGCGCCCUGAACAACAUGCUGAACAUGCUGCGGUGACGCGGGCCUGGCCCGAAUGCACCCCAGCGCCUCAUUCCAAGCCCAGUGAGCAAACGCGUGCCCGUCUGCUUUCGAAUGCUGUCGGUGAUGGGCCCGUGCCCCUUCGCUGUCAGAACGGUCUCGCGCCGUGCAGCCCAGCACGGGGUCGAAUGCGUCGGCGAGCCUCUCUGGGCGAGCUGAGAGCGGAAGCGAAUCCCCACUCGGCGCUUCUCCUGGAAGCGCGGUGACGGUACCCCACAUUUGCGCUGCAGCGGACGACGGAGGAGCAGAUGUGGGAAUACAAUACGAUGCGAUUUGCCAGGUUUCCUCCACGCUCGCGAG
Messenger RNA from Prorocentrum cordatum, 728 nucleotides. NCBI's taxonomy places the organism in Eukaryota, Dinophyceae, Prorocentrales, Prorocentraceae. The record is from the annotation of a GenBank genome assembly.